AUGCAAUCAGUAAUAAUCGCUCCUCUGGUAAUUGCCGCCUGUGUGCUGGCCCUAGUAGGAGGUGCCAACUCCGAGUGCUGCCAAGACAUGAAGACGGUCCAGUACAAAAUAUCCGGUGGAGACUGCGGUGAUGUUGGCGGUGAGAAAUCUGGUGACUCCUGCAGCAUCAUAAUUUGCGGCAACGGCGAGGCCGUGGUGGGUACAUACUGCGGCAAGGGUCCUUGCAACUUGUUCGGCUGUGCCUGCAAAAAUGGAUGCCUACAGGGCAACUGGGUUGAUGAUUUCUUGGCCAAAAACAGCCGAUACUCUAUCGAUAUUAUUAAUGUACAUUAA
This is a messenger RNA of Drosophila kikkawai, 333 nucleotides long. Its product is annotated as protein Diedel-like. The record is from RefSeq and is a predicted model, not a curated record. NCBI's taxonomy places the organism in Eukaryota, Metazoa, Arthropoda, Insecta, Diptera, Drosophilidae.